AUGUCACCAUGCCAUCAUGCCAUCCGUACUCCGUCCAUUCCACCAUCAGCAGUCACAGCAGGCGGGGGCGAGGACGAGGCGAGCUUAUUGGAGCUAGCAAGGCAGGAGGACCACGCACACCCUGCAUCGGCGCAGCAGUUGACCCGACAGCAGGCGUUCCAGCUGGACGUAGCACAAGCGGAGAGAGCCAGAGGUCACGCUGCUGAUGCUGCUGCUGGCAGUGGCGCCACUGCUGCUGCUACUGGGGAAGGAGGUGCGACCGCUGCUGCUGCUGCUGCUGUGGGUGGGGAGGCAGGGAGAGAAGCAGGGCAGGGUGGGCAGGCGUAUCCCGAUAAGGAGCCGCAGCCAUUCCCCGAGAGGGAUCAUCAGCAGCAGUUUCCCGAGAGGGAGCCUCAGCCAUUCCCUGAGAGGGAGCCUCAGCCAUUCCCUGAGAGGGAGCAUGAGCACUUGCCUGAGAAGAUACCGCAUGGCAGCGGUGUGUUUGGGGAGGAGGGAGUGGUUCUUGAUCGGCCAGGGGCAGAAGAGGAGAAGAGGACUGAGGUGAAGGCGAGUGUGGGGCAAGGGAAGGAGGAUGAGGAUGAGGAUGGGAAGGAUGGUGAUGAGGGUGACGAGGAAAAGGGGGAGAAGGAGGAGAAGGAGGAGGAGGAGGAGGAGAAGGAUGAGAAGGACGCGGGAGGGAAGAGUGAGGGAGGGCAAAAGGGGGAUGAGGAGGAGAGUGAGGAGGGGAGUGGAGAGGGGGAAGCGGGAGGCAAGAAGGAGAAGAAGGCAGGGGAUAAGGGUGAGAGCGAGUAUGAGGAGGACGGGGAGGAUGAUGAAGAGGAUGAUGAGGAGGAAGGGGGUGGGAAGGAAGGGAAGAAGGGACGCAGUGAAGCAGGUACAGGCAGCGGGAAGAAAGCGCAGGAUGAGGAGGGGGAGAAAGAAGACGAGGAGGACGAGGAGGAGAAAGAAGAGGAAAAGGAGGCGAAGGAGGAGGAGGAGGGCUCGCAUAGCAGUGGAGAAGGAGCGGGGGAGGAGGACGAAGGGGCUGGGCCUGCAGAUGACAGUGCUGCUGGUGAUGGCGACGGUGCUGGCAGUGAGGGGGAGAGUGGCAGCAGCGGGGGUGGGGAGGCCACUGUGGAGAGUGCGGGCUCGUCUGAACAGCAGUCGGUCGCUGCCAAGGAAGUGGUGAGCGCUGCCUUUCCUCUUUCUUCUCGCCGGUGUCCUUUGUAUGUCAAACGUGUUCCUGCUGUCCCUCACAUGAGCCAGCAGUCGGUCGCGUCACUGCCAAGGAAGUGCCCGCAAAUCCCGCACUUAUUCAUCUCAUCGCUCCUCCAGAAAGCGGAGGAGGCAGCAGCGGUAGCGGCGGAUCUGGUGGGUGAACCGAUAGACGUGGAGGGGUGUCGGGGACACACGAAAGCGGAGGCGGCAGCAGUGGCAGCGGAUCCAGUGGGAGAGCGCAUAGACGUGGAGGGGUGUCGGGGGCGCAACAUGUUCAUCCACAAGCCGGCUCUCCUUUUCCCCCUCUCCCAUUGCCCCCUUCUCCCCUUCCCCCUCUCUUUCCCUCCUGAUCUGCUCCCCUUCGCAGAAAGCGGAGGCGGCAGCAGUGGCAGCCGAUCCAGUGGGAGAGCCGAUAGACGUGGAGGGGUGUCGGGGGCGCACAGUUGCGCCACUCUGCUGCCCUGGUUCUCCAUCUGCCCGCACUUCCAGAACGAUGGCUUGGGGAACCGAAUCCGCAACAGCAAGCUGCUUCUACCCUCUGGCCGAUGGUUCGAGACGCACAUGUACGCCCUGGAGAUGGUCUUUCACUACAGGCUGCGCAAGGCGUACAAGUGCAUCACGAGCGAUCCAGACAAAGCGGACCUCUUCUUCAUCCCUUUCUACGCCUCCCUGGACGUGACUCGCUGGCACUUCGCCAAGAACGCGUCGUUGGACGACCGUGACCGCAUGCAUGAUGGGCUCGCCAAGUGGCUCAUGAGAAGGGAGCACUUCAAGAAGCGCAACGGAGCGGACCACUUCAUAGUGCUGGGGCAGGGCUCGUGGGACUUCCGGCGGUCAGAGGGGUCGCAGUGGGGCAACCGGCUGCUGCUGCUGCCGGAGAUGAAGCACGUGACCAAGCUGGUGCUGGCCGCCAACCUGUGGGAGGACACCGAGAUCGGCAUCCCCCCUCUCACCUUCUUCCACCCGCGCUGGGAGAAGGACUACAAGACGUGGCAGCGCAUAGCCGAGUCGCACCGGCGCACAUCUCUCGCGGCGUUUGCAUCACUGAGGGACGCGUUCAGCAAGCACAACAAGGCGCUGGGCAGGCAGUGCAAGAAAGCCAAGGCGUGCCGAUACUUAGAGUGCGUGGAGGACAUCUGCACGCGGCCAGAGGUGCUCAUGGAUCUAUUCACCGAUGCUGCCUUCUGCAUCGUACCGUCGGGCCACACGGGUGCCCGCAGAGCCGCCUUUGACGCCAUCGUUGCUGGCUGCAUCCCCGUCUUCCUCGACUCCUUCGUGCCCUCCCAGUACAAGUGGCACCUGCCCGCCAACAGCAGCACCUACUCGGUGGCGCUGAGUGAGAAAGCAGUGCUGGCAGGCAAGGUUGACGUCAUCAAGGAGCUCGAGAAGAUUCCAGGAAAGGAGGUGCGGCGCAUGCGAUUGAAGAUCAUAAGGGAGGUGUUACCGGCAGUGGUCUACAACCAUCCGCGCAUGUACCCUAUGGAACAAAAGCGAGACGCCUUUGAUAUUGCCAUGGAGGAGGUAGUGAGGCGAGUGCAGCGCAACAAGCAGGCAGCUGCUGCGGCUUGA
Messenger RNA from Closterium sp. Naga37s-1, 2766 nucleotides. Lineage: Eukaryota; Viridiplantae; Streptophyta; Zygnematophyceae; Desmidiales; Closteriaceae. The record is from the annotation of a GenBank genome assembly.